Messenger RNA from Chlorocebus sabaeus (green monkey), 989 nucleotides. It is a transcript of the gene PEBP4, whose product is annotated as phosphatidylethanolamine binding protein 4. Lineage: Eukaryota; Metazoa; Chordata; Mammalia; Primates; Cercopithecidae. The record is from RefSeq and is a predicted model, not a curated record.
GACAAGAGUGACAACAAGGCUGUGUCCUGCCAGGGGGAGGGGCCUCUGCUAGGAAUGUACAUUGAGUCCAACUUGGAGGAGGCCCAGGUCCUCCCGAAGUACUUGUGUCCGGGUGGUGGACUGGAUUAGCCGCGGAGCCCUGGAAGCUGCCUGCCUUUCUCCCUGUGCUUAACCAGAGGUGCCCAUGGGUUGGACAAUGAGGCUGGUCACAGCAGCCCUGUUACUGGGUCUCGUGAUGGUGAUCACUGGAGACGAGGAUGAGAACAACCCGUGUGCCCAAGAAGCCCUCUUGGACGAUGACGCCCUUGUGUGCCAGGGCCUUGAAGUUUUCUACCCAGAGUUGGGGAACAUUGCCUGCAAGGUUGUUCCUGAUUGUAAUAACUACAGACAGAAGAUCACCUCCUGGAUGGCGCCAAUAGUCAAGUUCCCGGGGGCCGUGGAAGGCGCAACCUAUAUCCUGAUGAUGGUGGAUCCAGAUGCCCCAAGCAGAGCAGAACCCACACAGAAAUUCUGGAGACAUUGGCUGGUAACAGAUAUCGAGGGUGCCGACCUGAAGAAAGGGAAGAUUCAGGGCCAGGAGUUAUCGGCCUACCAGGCUCCCUCCCCACCAGCACACAGUGGCUUCCAUCGCUACCAGUUCUUUGUCUAUCUUCAGGAAGGAAAAGUCAUCUCUCUCCUUCCCAAGGAAAACAAAACUCGAGGCUCUUGGAAAAUGGGCAUAUUUCUGAACCGCUUCCACCUGGGCGAACCUGAAGCAAGCACCCAGUUCAUGACCCAGAACUACCAGGACUCGCCAACCCUCCAGGCUCCCAGAGGAGGGGCCAGCAAGCCCAAGCACAAAACCAGGUGGAGAUAGCUGCCUGCUAGAUGGCAGGCUUCGCCGUCCAGGCACGUGGCCACACUGCCCACCACCGACGAUGUGGGUAUGGAACCCCCUCUGGAUACAGAACCCCUUCUUUUCCAAAUUAAAAAAAAAAAAAAACAUCCAG